This is a messenger RNA of Myzus persicae (green peach aphid), 1318 nucleotides long. RefSeq names its product cytochrome c oxidase assembly factor 7 homolog (gene Coa7). Gene Ontology annotation, molecular function: protein binding. The transcript has 4 exons. Lineage: Eukaryota; Metazoa; Arthropoda; Insecta; Hemiptera; Aphididae. Gene Ontology annotation, cellular component: mitochondrial intermembrane space. The record is from RefSeq and is a predicted model, not a curated record. Bases 456 to 1154 code for a protein of 232 amino acids.
AUUUUAACCCCUGGUAAUUUUGGCCGCUGGGCGCUGGGUCAUAUCAACGUACCGCCCAAACUCCUCGACGGCAUAGGGCCAGAUCCUAGUUACAACCAACAUCUGUACUCUGUAGAGAAUAGAUCUUGGAUCCAAUCCACCUAGCAAGUCGCAAAGGCAUAUGUCGGUAUAUAAUAUUAUCUUAGUGCUUAUCACGGACUAUAGAUAGACCUAUUAUCUAUUAUCUCACCAGCAACCAUAUAAUUGAUAUGUUAUGAACUUGUGAUAGCAUAAUACUAAAUUUAAGUAUUAACUAAAUAUCUAAUGUACUUUUCAUCUGAUUCCUACGAAAUCUUCAUCGAGUUAGUUAAAAAGUAUUUCCCAUUAAAUUUUAACUUAUUAGUUCAAUGAAUUUAGUUCAAUCUGUACCUUAGUUUUGUUAGUAAGCCGUAAGUAAUAACACAUUUUGAGCAAAAAUGUCUUAUGAUUUUAAGAAAGAAGAAGAUGUUAAGGAAUAUAUUAAAAACUUAGGGAUUGAAUAUAGAUUUGGCUGUUUUAGUGAAAAAGAUGCUCAAACAUGUCAGUUGCUUGGUGACUACUUAGAGACUAUAGAAAACAACCCAGAUAAGGCAGCCAAAAUAUAUAAAGAAAAUUGUGAUGAACGGAACUUUGGUCGCAGUUGCUAUAAGUAUGCUUCCUAUGUGGAAAAAAAUAACUUGAAAAAUCUCAAACCAGUAAUUCCUGAGAUGAUAAGAUAUUUUGAGAAAGGUUGUGAAUAUAAUUGGUCUGAUGGAUGUUUUGCUGCUGGAAUGAAACUGCGUUAUCACAGUGACUCAAUAACUGAUGUUGAUGAAAGAACAAAAAGUUUACUUAAAAGUCUGCAAUACUUAGAAAAAGCAUGUGACAACAGGCAUUCAGAAGCAUGUUAUGUAGCCAGCAAUAUUCAUUUUGUUGGCAUUAAGGAAAUUGGAUUAGAACCUAAUAAGCCCAAAUUUUUAGAAUACUCAAUAAAAGCAUGUGAUCAAAAUGAAUUGAAAGGUUGUGUUAAUGCAUCAAUUAUAUAUAAUAAAGGUGAUGGUGUACCUAAAGAUUUAAAUCUUGCUCAGAAGUAUAAAGACAGAGCAUUAGAUAUACAAAAACAAAUCAAAGAAGAAAAAGGUGUUAAGUUUAGUUAAUGGCUUUACUAGGAUCUUUUAAUAAUUGUUAUUAGUUAUCAUUAAAAAAACAAAAAUGAUGAGUUGUAUAUUGUUUGUUGAUUAUUCUAAUCAGUGAUAUUGUUCAUUGAUUAUUGAUAUUGAUAUUAAAUAUUAAUAAAGUUUACAUGUUUAUUAGACUCUAA